GCCGUUGGCUGCUCGACCAUGUUGGCGUACUCUUCCUUUUUGGGGGUGAACAUGUGGGGGGUGCUGCUUUCGGGUCUGGCUCUUCUCCUGGCGGUGUAUUUUCUCAACAGAAAGGACCCGCCACACUUUCCGCCGGGACCCCCGGCUCUCCCCCUCAUCGGCAAUGUCUUCAAUAUUGCCAUCGAACAGUCUCACACGUACCUGACGCAGCUGGCCGACAUCUACGGGGAUGUGUUCCGCUUAAGUCUGGGGAAGGAGAAGUGGGUGUUUGUGUGCGGAUGGAAGAUGCUGAAAGAAGUUCUGAUCACACAAGCUGAGAACUUUGCCGACCGGCCCCACAACCCGGUGUUAACCAGGAUGUACUCUGGGAACACAGGAGGGCUUUUGUGCAGUAACGGCAAAGUGUGGAGGAGGCAGCGUCACUUCGCCAUGGCCACCCUGCGCACCUUCGGCCUGGCUAACGGCACCAUCGAGCGCAGCAUCUGCGAGGAGAGCCGACAUCUGCAGGAAGCCAUGGAGAAGGAGCGAGGUGAACCCUUUGACCCCGUGGCCAACUUGAACAGUGCCGUGGCAAACAUCAUCUGUCACAUUGUGUUUGGGAAAAGGUUCGACUACGGCGACCGCAGGUUGCAGAAACUACACACCUGCCUUGCUGAGAUGAUCUACCUGGAAGGUUCCGUCUGGGCUCGGCUCUACGAUGCUUUCCCAGCGCUGAUGAAACACCUGCCCGGGCCUCACAGUACAAUGUUCAGCCACUUCCGAACCUUGCAGGAGUUCAUCACUUCCGAGAUAAAGGCGCACAAGUUGGAUUUGGACCCCAACAACCCACAAGAUUACAUGGAUGCCUUCCUGAUGGAGAGCCAAGACCAAGCAAACUGUGAACUGGGUUUUCAUGAAGACAAUCUGGUUCUGUGCUGUCUGGAUCUGUUUGUUGCCGGGACCGAGACCGUCUCGAAGACGCUGCAGUGGGGCCUCAUCUUCCUCAUCAAGCACCCUCAGAUCCAGGACAAAGUCCAUGCGGAGAUCGAGCGAGUGAUCGGGCCGACUCGCCGGCCCACCAUGGCGGACAAAGCCAACAUGCCGUACACCAACGCAGUCGUCCAUGAGAUCCAGAGGAUGGCCAACGUUGUUCCUCUCAACGGACCCAGAGUGGCCACCAAAGACACGCAACUGGGGGGCUACUCCAUACCCAAGGGAAGCAACGUGCUCACCAUCCUAACCUCUGUGCUCUUCGACGAGAACCAGUGGGAAAGUCCUCACACCUUCAACCCGGGACACUUCCUGGAUGCCCAUGGCAAUUUCGUGACAAGGAAGGCAUUUUUACCUUUCUCUGCAGGGAAACGUGUGUGCCUGGGAGAGAGUCUGGCCCGGAUGGAGCUUUUCUUGUUUCUGGUCAGUUUGCUGCACAAGUUCACCUUCUCCACCUUGGAUGGAGUUGAUCUGAGCUUCGAGGGCAUCGUUGGACUCACACGCACGCCUUACCCUUUCAAGAUCCGUGCCAAAGCCCGUUGAAGGCUUUUCUUGAGGGUCCCUGCACUUUAAGAGCACAAUGUAUCUCAGCGGUAAAACGUCCUUUCUGGAUCCACCAAUGAACGAACAUAGAGUGAAGCUUAUACAGUAAACCUCGGAUAUAUCGGACUCGGAUAUAUCGGAAAUUCGCUCACAACGGACAGAUAAAAAAGAACCAAUUUUUCUGUAAUGCAUUUCCAAUAAAAAUUCAUUGCAUAUAUCAGAUUUUUUAUAACAGAUUUCGCCUAUUUCGGACAAAAUCUCCAGUCCCGUUCCAAUGCAUUUCCAUGAAAUUUCCCUCGCAUAUAUCGGAUGGCCGCAUCGUGGUGCUCCGAUUCGCCGAAUCGUGACAGUCCGCUAUACGACGUCAUUUGCAGCGUUUGCAGCGUUGCCUGCGUCCAGGUACAUUGGAAACAUAGUCAAGGAAGUGCCUUUUUAUAACGGAUAAAAUCCGAUUUACGCAUAUACCGGAUAUAAAUCCGAUAUAUCCGUAAAACGGACAUUUUCCGGUAUACGCAUAUAAUGGAUUUCGCUUAUAUCGGACAAAACUAGUGGGAACAAUUGAAUCCGAUAUAUCCGAGGUUUACUGUACUUACUUAUAUACUUGCCUGUCUACUUAGUUACUCCGGGGUUGACACAGCAGCUCUACUGGUCGAUCUAGACCUCAUUAGUGUCCCAAUCCAACAGUCUAAUAUUGCACUUUUCUCGCAUUACUUUUGCAAUGUAGCCAGCAACAUGGUCUGUGAGCGCCACCAUAUUAGCUUGUAUCGUUUUCCUCCACGAUUCACUCCCAGCGUGGGACGAAGGCUCUGCUGCACAUCCACACUGGAGCUGAAACUCAGAACAGUCAUUCAUAUUAGCAUUUGAUGCUAGCUGAUCGGUAGCCCGGCCUCCAUGUACUGGGACAAAGAGGCUGAAUGGCUGACAGGAUGGUUCACUCUCUCCGUUCAUUCCACGAUAGAACCAAUGCGUACAGACUAGAGGUGGGAAUCUCAGCACUGAGGAAGAUUCGAUAUACAUCUCCAUGCAUUCCCAGCGAUACCAUACUUUAACCAUACAUGGAAUUUUCUGGCCAUACGAUUCACCCUCUUCAUGAUGCGAUGCAAUAAUUAUUUAGUUCAAAUCAAUGCAAUCUGAUAUGAUAUGCUGCAAUUUCUUGCGAUAUGAUGUAAUUCAACAUGAUGCAAAUAAGCAAAGGGAAAAAAUGGAAUUCAGUAUGGUCCUACAAAAAGGAUUUGGCUUUAUUCCUUCUAGGCACUUGGCAGUAAAUUCUACUAAAGUGCUGUUUGUCUUUUUUACUAUGCACCACUUCUUCAUCAUUCUUUUUGCCAUCUAAAAAAAAGCAACAACUUUCCUCCCACUUUCACAUGGACUAUGUAAUUACAAUAGCAGUGGUUCAGUGGUGGACUAAAACAAUUAAACAUUAAUUACUGCUGUAAAAAAAUACAGUAUGCAGCAACAACAAAGUUAAAGUUUUCAACAGUGGAAUCAAUGUUUGUUUAUAUUCCUAUCUGCUAAACAUGCUGCUAAUAUGAAUGAGCUAGCAGCUAGGCUAAUACAGUAGUGAGGAGCAGAAAGUGGAAAACAACUUCUACCGUUUUAAAAUUGUUUCACAAUUCAGGAAGAAGCCAACUGCUGUUCUGGGUGAUGAUGGUGCAUUCAUGGCACCUUGGGAACAGCAUAUGGGGUGAAGUUGAACAUUAAUAAAAUGGUGCUUUCAUCGGAUUUUACCGAUGCCCACAAACGCGUCGCGAUGAAUCUAGAUUUCACCCGUCAAUUGCAUCCGUACCCAUUGAAUGAGGUGAUGUACUUGCACUGCACAUCAAUGUAUCGAUCAAUAUCGAUUAUUUUCAGACACAUGCAGAGUGAACCCCCUUGUCAACCAACCUUUGUGGUACGACGAGAUGAAGUCGGCAAAAUGAUAAACCUCGUUUUAUCGUUCCAUUAAUAGAUUUAUUAUCAUUCCAUAUGACGAUGUCAGUAACGGCCGCUCAUCAGCGGAGUCUUUAACUCCAACUUCAUCAGUCGUUUACUACAUGAGUUAGUCGUAAUACACACGUCUUCCACCUGAAGAUGCAUGCUGUGCUAAGGUCAAGGUCAAGGUGAUUUUGAAGGUACCACCUGAAGGAAACUCACAGCCUCCCUGUACUUCGAGGUGACUUCCUGGUGGGUGUCGAGUGGAGGGUGGGAGAGAUCAAUACACAAACCAAGAUAGAAUAUUCCCAAAAUGUAUUCCUGACACCGCAAUCCUAAUACAGACGUCCCUGUCGGCCUACAUUUAAGCGGGUCUUAGAACAGCGCAGCUGCAAAAAGCCCCUUCUCUCCCUGCCCGGGAUGCGUUUUUACGCAUCGGCUGGCCAAUAAGAAGUUGCCACCGCCCUGGUCAGCGGUAGAUGUUGUCCAGACCCAGAAGGGCCCCCAAAUCCUCCUGUAGGUGGAUGCCGCUGGUGACCUCCUGACCUGUAAACAAACUGCAAGAGAUACCCCCCCCCCCCAUCCCGUAACUCAUGGGGACACUCUUUGUUCCAUAUCUGUGUGUAACUAAACCAGUAAACGGUUUAUAAUAAAAGUAAUCAGUCUGAUGUGUGGUCUAUAUCCGGACAUGUGGGUGUAACAAGCCAAACUAUGAGAUGAGUAUAAUAAACUAAAAUAAUAUAAUGAAUAAUCACCUUCACACCC
Doryrhamphus excisus (bluestripe pipefish) is the source of this 4188-nucleotide messenger RNA. RefSeq names its product cytochrome P450 2J2-like. The record is from RefSeq and is a predicted model, not a curated record. Lineage: Eukaryota; Metazoa; Chordata; Actinopteri; Syngnathiformes; Syngnathidae. Gene Ontology annotation, molecular function: oxidoreductase activity, acting on paired donors, with incorporation or reduction of molecular oxygen, reduced flavin or flavoprotein as one donor, and incorporation of one atom of oxygen; iron ion binding; heme binding. Gene Ontology annotation, cellular component: cytoplasm; intracellular membrane-bounded organelle. Gene Ontology annotation, biological process: xenobiotic metabolic process.